Sphenostylis stenocarpa is the source of this 1062-nucleotide messenger RNA. Lineage: Eukaryota; Viridiplantae; Streptophyta; Magnoliopsida; Fabales; Fabaceae. The record is from the annotation of a GenBank genome assembly.
AUGAAUCAGAACCCAUCCAUUUCUUUGCCUCACUCAUCUGCAGAAUACCUCAACGAAGAAGAGGUUAAAGAGACGGCACCGUUUUGCUCAUCAUCUUCAAUGGCACCUAAACAAACCAAGGCAGAGAAAAAGAUCGCUUACGAUGGGAAGCUCUGCCAGCUUCUGGAAGAAUACGGCCAAAUCCUUGUGGUGAACGCGGAUAACGUGGGAUCCAACCAGCUCCAAAACAUCCGCAAAGGCCUCCGCGGCGACUCCGUCGUCCUCAUGGGGAAAAACACGAUGAUGAAGCGUUCCGUCAGGAUACACGCAGAGAAAACAGGCAACAACGCAUAUCUCAACCUAAUCCCCCUCCUUGUCGGCAAUGUGGGAUUGAUUUUCACCAAGGGUGACUUGAAGGAGGUCAGUGAGGAGGUUGCUAAGUACAAGGUUGGAGCUCCUGCUCGCGUUGGGUUGGUUGCCCCAAUUGAUGUUGUUGUUCCUCCUGGCAACACGGGUCUUGAUCCAUCUCAGACCUCUUUCUUCCAGGUUCUGAAUAUUCCAACAAAGAUUAACAAGGGUACUGUGGAAAUCAUUACCCCUGUGGAACUCAUUAAGAAGGGAGAGAAGGUUGGAUCUUCUGAAGCUGCAUUGCUUGCUAAACUUGGCAUAAGACCUUUCUCAUAUGGGCUUGUGGUUCUUUCCGUCUAUGAUAAUGGGUCUGUAUUUAGCCCUGAGGUCCUUGAUCUUACCGAGGAUGACCUCAUUGAGAAGUUUGCCGCCGGUGUUUCCAUGGUUACUUCUCUUUCGUUGGCCAUCUCAUUCCCAACACUUGCAGCUGCCCCACAUAUGUUUGUGAAUGCCUAUAAGAAUGUCCUUUCUAUUGCUGUUGAGACAGAUUAUUCUUUCCCAGAGGCAGACAAGGUCAAAGAAUAUCUUAAGGACCCUAGUAAAUUUGCUGUAGCUGCUGUUGCUGCCCCUGCUGCUGCUUCGGGUCCUCCAGCUGCUGCAGCCAAAGUAGAGGAAAAGAAGGAAGAGCCAGCCGAAGAAUCUGAUGAUGACAUGGGUUUCAGUCUGUUUGACUAA